Messenger RNA from Lithohypha guttulata, 1104 nucleotides. It is a transcript of the gene TMA46, whose product is annotated as Translation machinery-associated protein 46. Gene Ontology annotation, cellular component: cytosol. The transcript is spliced from 2 exons. NCBI's taxonomy places the organism in Eukaryota, Fungi, Ascomycota, Eurotiomycetes, Chaetothyriales, Trichomeriaceae. The record is from RefSeq and is a predicted model, not a curated record. Gene Ontology annotation, molecular function: metal ion binding; mRNA binding. Gene Ontology annotation, biological process: cytoplasmic translation. The coding region runs from base 1 to 1104 and encodes 367 amino acids.
AUGCCUCCGAAAAAGCAGGACAAUGCCCCUAAGAAGAAGGCCACUGUAGAUGACAAGACUUUUGGUAUGAAGAAUAAAAAGGGAGGGAAAGCACAGCAACAAAUUAAGCAGCUAGAAGCCCAGGCCAAAUCAAACAAGUCCCUAGACGAAAAGCGAAAAGAGGCCCUGAAAGAGCAGAAAGAGAAAGAGAAGGCUGCCUCUGAAGCUGCCAAGAAAGAAGCUGCAGAAUUAUUCAAGCCGGUUCAAGCGCAAAAAGUACCUUUCGGUGUCGAUCCCAAGACCGUACUAUGUGAGUUCUUCAGGAAAGGUACCUGCGAAAAGGGCAAGAAAUGUAAAUUCAGCCAUGACCUAGACAUUGUCCGCAAAACACAGAAGAGGGAUCUCUACGUCGAUGAGCGUCAGCAAGAGAAGGAGGAGAAGGAGAAGGACAAGAUGGACGAUUGGGAUGAAGAGAAGCUACGCCAAGUCGUCCUCAGCAAGCAUGGUAACCCACGUACUACAACCGACAAGGUCUGCAAAUAUUUCAUUCAGGCUAUCGAGGAAGGCAAAUACGGCUGGUUCUGGACGUGUCCGAAUGGUGGUGACAAAUGCAUGUAUAAACAUUCGCUGCCUCCUGGAUUCGUGAUCAAGACGAAAGAGCAAAGGGCAGCUGAAAAAGCACUCAUGGACAAAUCGCCUCUGAGCACUUUAACCCUAGAAGACUUCUUGGAGUCUCAGCGGCAUAAACUUGUCGGCAACUUAACCCCGGUGACGCCUGAGACUUUUGCCAAGUGGAAGAAGGAGCGCCUCGACAAGAAAGAGGCUGAAAAGGCUGCAUUGGCUGCCAAAGACGCCACUGGUCGAGCACUAUUCGAAAGCGGCAAUUGGAAGGUCGACUCUGAUGCAGAAUCGGAUGAGGACGCUGACGAAGAUGACGACGACGAAGAGGACCAGGACGAUCGUUGGAAUCUAGAGGCUAUGCGCAAGGAGACUGAACGUCUUCAGAUGCAACGAGAGGAAGAGAGACUACUACGAGGCUACGCUGGUGGUGAGCAGGAAGAAAGUGGUGAACCCAGCAAUGCGCCGAGCAUAAACGGCGACGUAAAGAACGAAGGAGAUGGUUGA